AUGUGUGACCUGCUCACGCCUUCUUUUCAAGCAACCACGGGGAACACUGACGGUUAUCUAAUGAGAUCAAAGAACACAUUGGCCACUUCUUUUAUCUUACCUACUAAAAUAAAGGGACAUAUUAUACGCUAUCUGCAUCUGUUCAUAUCUAUCUAUCUAUCUAUCUAUCUAUCUAUCUAUCUAUCUAUCUCAGCCUGUUUCUAUCUAUCUAUCUAUCUAUCUAUCUAUCUAUCUAUCUAUCUCAGUCUGUUUCUAUCUAUCUAUCUCAGUAUGAUUCUAUCUCUCUCUCUAUCUAUCUCAGUCUGUUUCUAUCUCUCUCUUUCUCUCUCUCUCUAUAUAUAUAUAUGUCUGUUCCUAUCUAUCUAUCUAUCUAUUUCAGUCUGUUUCUAUCUAUCUAUCAAUCUAUCUCAGUAUGAUUAUAUCUCUCUCUCUCUCUGUCUGUCUCAGUCUGUUUCUAUCUCUCUCUUUCUCUCUCUCUCUAUAUAUAUAUAUAUAUAUAUAUGUCUGUUCCUAUCUAUCUAUCUAUUUCUGUCUCUAUCUAUCUAUCUAUCUAUCUAUCUAUCUAUCUCAGUCUGGUCACUAUUCAUCUAUCUAUCUAUCUAUCUAUCUAUCUCUGUCUUUUCUAUCUCUUUCUCUCUAUCUAUCUCUUCUGUUCCUAUCAUCUAUCUAUCUAUCUAUCUAUCUAUCUAUCUAUCUAUCUAUCCGAUUAAUCUAUUUAAUCUCACUCUAUUCAUAUCUAUCUAUCUAUCUAUCUAUCUAUCUAUCUAUCUAUCUAUCUAUCUAUCUUAUAUGUUCACAUCUAUCACAGUUUGUUAUCUAUCUAUCUAUCUAUCUAUCUAUCUAUCUAUCUAUCUCACCCUCUCCAUAUCUAUCUAUCUAUCUAUCUAUCAUAUCUAUCUAUCUAUCUAUCUAUCUAUCUAUCAUCUAUCUUCAUCUAUCUAUCAUAUCUAUCUAUCUAUCUAUCUAUCUAUCUAUCUAUCUAUCUAUCUAUCUAUCUAUCUAUCUAUCUAUGUCUUCCAGAUACAAGUCCGACCUUCUUACAAUAAUUCAUUUUAA
Molecule: messenger RNA, 1056 nt
Organism: Acanthosepion pharaonis
Lineage: Eukaryota; Metazoa; Mollusca; Cephalopoda; Sepiida; Sepiidae
Source: the annotation of a GenBank genome assembly